AUGGACUCCACCACCCUCCGCACCAAACAAGCCCCUCUGAAAGAACGCUACAAAACCGACCCCUCCUCCGCCCUCCUCACCCUCAAAACAACCGGCACCCUCUCCUCCACCUCCAUCGCCUGCUCCCUCUCCUCCGGCCCCGCCCUCGCCGCCGCCAAAUCCAGAACCGCCGGCCUCCACCCCGCAGCCGGCGGCGACGACCCCGAGAUCUCCGGCGAACUGUGCUCCGGCGACAUGUUGCUGGAAGCGCUCGUGGCGUGCGCGGGCGUCACGUUGAAAGCCGUCGCCACCGCGAUGGGGAUAGACAUCGCGGAGGGGGAGGUGAGGGCGGAGGGGGAUUUGGAUUUCCGGGGCACGAUGGGGGUGGAUAGGGGUGCGCCGGUCGGGUUUGUGGGGAUACGGUUGGAGUUCGUGUUGGAUACGGAUGCGGAGCCGAGCAAGGUUGAGAAGCUGGUGCAGUUGACGGAGCGGUAUUGCGUGGUUUUGCAGACGAUCAGUCACAAGCCGAAGAUCAGUGUGACGAGUUCGAAGAAAGGGCUUGUGACGGCAGGAGAGUGA
Letharia lupina is the source of this 558-nucleotide messenger RNA. RefSeq lists its product as uncharacterized. The transcript has a single exon. The coding region runs from base 1 to 558 and encodes 185 amino acids. Lineage: Eukaryota; Fungi; Ascomycota; Lecanoromycetes; Lecanorales; Parmeliaceae. The record is from RefSeq and is a predicted model, not a curated record.